This is a messenger RNA of Cyprinus carpio (common carp), 2012 nucleotides long. RefSeq names its product cAMP-regulated phosphoprotein 19-like. Gene Ontology annotation, molecular function: protein phosphatase inhibitor activity. NCBI's taxonomy places the organism in Eukaryota, Metazoa, Chordata, Actinopteri, Cypriniformes, Cyprinidae. Gene Ontology annotation, cellular component: cytoplasm. The record is from RefSeq and is a predicted model, not a curated record.
ACCAUAGUAGGAUUAAUGCAUUCGUGGGCGGGCAAUACUAGAAUAGUCUGCAGAACAGUGUUUUAGGUUUUGAUUUCUAAACUAAUUAAUCAAAACAGACCCGUUAGAAAAAUGGAGGACACAAAGCCUGAGGAGACGAAUGUGGAAGAGCAGAAAGAUGAGGAGAAUAAGGUCUGUCCAGAACAACUGGAGGAAGCCAAACUGAAGGCCAAAUAUCCUCACUUGGGUAAUAAACCCGGAGGAUCUGAUCUGCUCAGAAAAAGGCUGCAGAAGGGGCCAAAGUACUUUGACUCGGGCGACUACAACAUGGCGAAGGCCAAGAUUAAGAACAAGCAGCUUCCAGCAGCGCAGACAGAGAAGACCGAGAUCACUGGAGACCACAUCCCCACUCCUCAGGACCUGCCACAGAGGAAACCCUCUCUGGUUGCCAGCAAACUGGCUGGCUGAUACCUGCUGCUGUCCUUCACUCCACACUCCCACUUCCUGUCUCUUCCUCCAUUUAUCUCUGAUCCUGCAUUCUUGCCCUCAUCCUCUAUCGUUUUCUGUUCUUUAAAAAAAAUACACUGAAUAUUCAAGGGUCGCAGAUGUUACAGAGCUGUACUGCCGCACUGUGAGAUGGAUUGGGUCAUGGCUCCAAAGGGGGUAUAGUUCUCAAAGGUCUUUUGAUAUUUUUAAUGUGUCGUAGCAUGUAGUUGAAAGUGUACAUAUUUGCUAGUGAGUGAGGGCAAACAGCAUUUUAGGAGAUGUUUUGCAUCUUAAUUGUAACCAUUCCUGAAUUACCCACUGCUUAGAGGACUAGGUCACCCAAAAAUGAAAAUUCUGUCAUUUACUCAUUGCGUAAGACUUUAUUUCCUCCGUUGAUCGCAAAAGGAGAAGUUUAGUGGAAUGUCAAAGCUGUUUUUUUUUUUUUUGUCUUCAAACAAAGAAAGUCUAUAAAGGGAAAUUAAAGUAGAGCUCCAGUAAUUACAAAACAACUGUACUGUAAGUUGUCCGCAUAGCUUCUAUCCAUAGUUGUAACAACCGUUGAGGUCCACCAGAUGCGGACCUUUUCGAGGUGUAUUAUAAACGUUGCCUAAUAAUAGUUGUACUUUGGUGCAAAGAUGUUGUGUCAAAAUGACUUAAAUGGCCAAUCAAAUCAGAGUAGGCAUUCCUAUUACUGUUUACAGAAGCCGAGUGUGAAUUCCAAUAUUAUUCAGGUUUAAUGGACAAAAAGUGAGAUGUAACUAGGUCAGCACUUGAUAUUUGACAACUGUGUAUCUUGAGUCUUCUGAAGCCAUAUUGUUACUUUGUGUUUUUGUUUUGAAGUGUCAGUAGCAUUCACAAUCAAUUCAAAACAUUCAAAUGACACAUUACAAUCAGUCACAAGUACAACAGCUGCAUUUGAUGCUGAUGCAAAAGCACCAUAACAUGUAUGUUUGAAUAUACAUAAGCGUAAAUGAGAUUUGAGAGAAUUUUUAGCGUUAAGAGUAAACUGCCAGAAUUUUCUUUUCGGGGUGAGCUUUUCCAUUAAUCAUGGAGUUAAGUGCUUGAAUCGAUAAUGAAUUGAAAGUAACCUAAUAAUGUGGUUGAUCUGCACCCUGUUUCUUUCAUGAGAACGCUUGUUUCUUUUUGUCAUGUUUCAGCUUUAAGUGGAGGACACUUGGUUAGUCAUGUUUGAUAGCAUGAAAUGCAGAUCUCUGAGGCUGUUGUCAUCUUGCCUUGUACCAUAGAGCUUAAAGCCUUAUAAAGAUGUAGUGCCAAUGCACAGAUUGGCAAGCAGUUCUAUAAUAUCACACGUCAUUUGUGUAUGUUUGUAGACUCCAGGCAGUGAGGAUGCUUCUCCACUUUCUGGUGUAUAAUAAACUCCAUGAGAUCUUCUGUACGUUGUCUUCUAUGCAGAGGAGAGUGACAGUUGCCUGUCGGCUCCUCACACCACAUCGUCGCACUACAGUAAACUGUCCACAGUUCGCAUGAGCAUAAACUGUGGCCGCUUUUGAGCCAUUUUGACUUGUAAAUAAAAUAGUUUUACAAAC